AUGGCUCCCAAACAAGACAACGCACCCGAAGGCCCGCAUCUGCUCUUCAUCAACUCCACCGGCUCAGCCCGCGGCAGGCCCCGAGACGCACAGACGAAGCGCCAGAUCCGGCAGCACGUCAUGCGUGACAUUGGCAAGGCGCGCCGGAAGCCGCCGCGGAACCCGCAGGUGAAGCUGCGAGUGCGGUCCGCGGCAGCAGAAUCACAGGCACAAGCAGAAGCAGAAGCACAAGCUGAUACAUUAAUGACGCCUCCAUCAUCAUCAGCAGCAGCAGCAGCAAGGCCAGCUGUAUCAGCAACGUCAGGGGCAUCAACUUCAUCUCCCUCAUCUCCUCCUGUCAAAGUGUCCUUCUUACAAGCACAGAGUAAUCUUCAAGCUCAGCCUCAAUCACAUAUGCAGCUACAACCGCAGUCUCAAUCCAACACAUGCGGCACCCCCGUCCACCCCCUCCCGCCUCUCACGCGUCCCUUUUGGGACCAACAUCCUCUCGCCAUCCUAGAGCACAACUGGGCAAUGGACGCCUUCGCAGCAUAUGGCCUGGCCCUAGCAGUCGCCUGGAACUCGUCCCUCACUAACUCCCGCAAAUCCCGCUUCUGGUUCCCCUUCGCCUUCAAAGCCUCCACCUUCUGCCGCAACUACCUCACCGGCCCCGAGGUCCGCACCGCCAUCCACUCCCAGCCCACGGAGAAGAGCAUCAUCUUUGCCCUGGCCCGCUCUACCGAGAUUGUGUCGUGCAUCGAGACGAAACUACGGAAUCCCGACAUUACCGUUGCGACGGCAGACGACGUGAUACGCGCCGUCAUGGGCUGCAUCUGCUACAAUAAACCCCGCUUCCCACUCCCAUCAAAGCUCCUCCCCCCUAUCGUCCCCCGUCACCACCACUCCCACGAGAUCCUCACCCCCCUACCCUACCACCUCAUCAACCUCUGCCCCAGCCACGAAACCCACCAUCUCAUCGUCGUCUCCGCCCUCCGCGACAUCGGCAGCCUCACCGAAGUCAUCCAAGCCAAGCACGACGCCCGGGGCGAGGACCUCUGGAAGGAGGAACUCUUCCUCGGCACCCGCCUCAACCCCAUCGCCUACCGCCUCCUCGAUUCUCCGUCUCAUCCGCACGCGAGCAUGGACUUGCCCUGCUGCUUCACCGAGGCUCUUCGUCUGGGGGCGCUGCUCUGGAUCCUCGGCGUCAAACAAAAGGCGCAAGCGUUCCCGGGAUCGCCAGCCCUAUACGUCAGCCGCCUGCUGCGCCUCCUGCAAAGCUAUAGCGUCAGGAGCCUUGUCUCGACAACGCCCUACUUCAUCCCUUUCCAGUUCUGGCUUCUAGUUCUCUGCGCAACCAUGUCGGAACUCUCCUUCGAAAGGGACCCUGCCCUGAGAAUGAUUGCUCAAAUGAUGAACGAGUAUGAAUGGGGGUGGGAGCAGGUCAUGGCAAACGUAGAGCAACUCCCCUGGAUAAGCGGUUUCGAAGCUCAUGUCCCUCCUCUGUCUGCCGAGGUUGAGGUGCUGCGAGGCAUGGCAUGA
Trichoderma reesei QM6a is the source of this 1518-nucleotide messenger RNA. RefSeq lists its product as uncharacterized. The transcript is spliced from 3 exons. The coding region runs from base 1 to 1518 and encodes 505 amino acids. The record is from RefSeq and is a predicted model, not a curated record. NCBI's taxonomy places the organism in Eukaryota, Fungi, Ascomycota, Sordariomycetes, Hypocreales, Hypocreaceae.